UAAUAGAGUCAAAUCGUAACCUCCGAGAAGAUAGAAGGCCAUGACGGCUACCGCCGAAUCUUUGAUGACUCAUAGCUAGUCGUCCGCCUUCCAUCAAGUGUAAUCUCGACCGCAGCAACUUUGCAAUGCGCGUUGUUUACUUAUGUAUACAGUGCGAUAAAUACGAUCAUUUUCGAGCGAAUUAUCUAAUUUCUUGUUAUAAUUUUUGAGUUUCUUUUGUAAAACUUUCUUAUUGUUUUGUUUACAUUUUUAUAUUGUUGAAAUUUCACAAUUAUUACUGUUUUUAAACAUCGUUAAAAGAUUUUAGUGUUAGCAAUGCCGGACCGUUGUUGUGUGCCUGCUUGCAAGUCUAAUUAUACAUCAAAAGCUGCUAGUGUCGAGUAUGUCAGUGUUUUUAAAUUUCCUAGAAAUGAGGAAAGGAAGAAAUUGUGGCUACGUAAAAUCCCUCGGCAAAACUUUACACCAUCUAAACAUUCAGUGGUGUGCGAAAAGCAUUUCCAAAAUCAUAUGAUCAUCAGGGAAGAAGAUUUUACAGACUCCAAAGGAAUCACUCAUAAAAUAAAACGAGAACGCCCUAUUUUAACUGAAGAUGCAUAUCCAUGCAUAUUUGAUGGAUGUCCCCCUUAUUUGAGUGAAAUAAAAACUACUCAGAGAUCCAGUAGAGAUGAAAAAAGACUCAAAAUGGACAGUGAGAUGAUUUCAUCAUUUGUGAAAGAUGAUCAGAUUUCUAAUUUUAAGGAAUUUGUGAAUGAAUUUUCUGCAAAGAUGGAAAACUUCUUGCGUAGAGAAAAUCUGCUUGUUUACCAAGCUGAGUCAAAAUUNCACAAUUAUGGGCCGAGUUUCGUGCCCGGGCGAGGCUUCUGGG
Parasteatoda tepidariorum (common house spider) is the source of this 865-nucleotide messenger RNA. RefSeq lists its product as uncharacterized. Lineage: Eukaryota; Metazoa; Arthropoda; Arachnida; Araneae; Theridiidae. The record is from RefSeq and is a predicted model, not a curated record.